This is a messenger RNA of Onychostruthus taczanowskii (white-rumped snowfinch), 2799 nucleotides long. Its product is annotated as cytochrome P450 4F3-like. The record is from RefSeq and is a predicted model, not a curated record. The coding region runs from base 101 to 1675 and encodes 524 amino acids. Gene Ontology annotation, molecular function: heme binding; iron ion binding; oxidoreductase activity, acting on paired donors, with incorporation or reduction of molecular oxygen. Lineage: Eukaryota; Metazoa; Chordata; Aves; Passeriformes; Passeridae. The transcript is spliced from 12 exons.
CGGAUCCGGUGACAGCCAGCGCGGCGCCACGUGACCCCGCGGGGACACCGCCCAUGCCCGACCCUUGCCCUGUCCCCAGCCUGUCCCCAGGAGCGGUUCCAUGGCGGUGGCCACGGCGCUGGGUUCCCUGGGCGCGGUGGCCCUGGGCACCUUUGUGGUGGCCCUGCUGCUGCGGUGGCUCUGGGAUGCGCUGGUGGCUGUCACCCGAUUCCGGGCCACUUGUCGCCAGCUGAACAAGUUCCCCAUCCCGCCCUGGCGCAAUUGGUUGCUGGGACACACCGGCAUGGGCCACAGCACGGAGGAAGCCCUACAGCAGGUGGACACCUUGGUGGCCCGGUACCGUCAUGGCUGCCUCUGGUGGGGGCUUCCCUGGCUGCCUGUCCUGCGCCUCUUCCACCCCAGCACCCUCCGACCACUCCUCAGUGCCUCAGCUUUCGUGGCCCCCAAGGACAAAAUUUCCUACGGCUUCCUCAAGCCCUGGCUGGGGGAGGGGCUGCUGCUGAGCGAUGGGCAGCGCUGGGUGCGGCACCGGCGACUCCUGACACCCGCCUUCCACGGAGAUGUGCUCCGGAAUUACCUGGGAAUCUUCAACCAGAGCACCCGCGUGCUGCUCGCCAAGUGGGGGGCAGCAGCAGCGGCAGCUGGUGGGAGGCCAGUGGAGUUGGAGGUGCUGCAGCCCCUGAGCCUCCUCACCCUGGACACGCUCCAGAAGUGCAUCUUCAGCCAUGAGAGCCACUGCCAGGAGCGACCCAGUGAGUACAUCCAGGCCAUCCUGGAGCUGAGCUCAUUGGUGGUCCGGCGCCAGCUCCGGCCACUUCUCCACCCGUGGUGGCUCUACAGCCUCACCUCUGAUGGCCGGCGCUUUGCCCGAGCCUGUGCCACUGUCCACGCCUUCACUGCUGAUGUGGUGCAGCGCCGGCGCCAGGCACUCGCCUGCCUGGGCCACCAGGCCUGGCUGGACGGCCACCGGGGACGCAGCAUGGACUUCAUCGACCUCCUGCUGCUCACCAAGGAUGAGAACGGCCACACCCUGUCAGACGAGGACAUCGCGGCUGAGGCUGACACCUUCAUGUUUGAGGGUCAUGACACCACAGCCAGUGGCCUGGCAUGGCUCUUCUACAACCUGGCUGGCCACCCUGAGCACCAGGAGCGAUGCCGCCAGGAGGUCCAGGAGCUCCUGGCUGGCCGGGACACUGCGGACAUUGAAUGGGAGGACCUGUCCCAGCUGCCCUUCACCACCAUGUGCAUCAAGGAGAGCCUGCGGCUGCACCCUCCUGUCACUGCUGUGUCCCGGCGCUGCACCGAGGACAUCCCCCUGCGUGAUGGCCGUGUCAUCCCCAAGGGGGUCAUCUGCCUGAUGAGCAUCUACGGGACCCACCACAACCCAGACCUUUGGCCUGAGCCUGAGGUAGGGUCACCCUAUGAGGUGUUCAGCCCAGAGAACAGCAAGGGACGGUCCCCGUCAUCCUUCAUCCCCUUCUCUGCUGGCCCCAGGAACUGCAUCGGGCAGAGCUUUGCCAUGGCUGAGAUGAAGGUGGUAGUGGCACUGACACUGUCCCAGUUUGUUCUGCGGAGGGACACGGCUAGGCCACCCCCGCGCCGCAAGCCCGAGCUGAUCCUGCGUGCCGAGGACGGGCUCUGGCUGCUGCUGGAACCACUGGUGGGAGUGGCCUGAGAGACACGGGUCACCAGGACAUGGGGACAUCCCCCAAGGGAGGUGUCACAGCCAGGGGAGGAGCAGGGAAUAAACGGGAGCAUGAACGGGACAGUAUUGUGGUGGUGGUGGGGAUGUGUUGUCCUUGGUCAUGGGACGUCUCAUGGCAUGGACAUGUCAACCCAGGGACUUGCCCUCUAGGCCACUUGUCACGACCCAUGGCCACAUCCCCCAUGUCCUCAUCCAUGGCCAUAUAGCCCCAUGCCCCAAUUAUAUCUGUGAUCCCCCCAUGCCCAAUACCGCCAUCCACAGACAUGUCCGCACCCACGUCCUUGUCCAUGUCCCCAUCCCCACCAUGUCCCCACCAUGUUUCCCAAUGUCACCAUCCGUGUCUUAGUUAAAUGUCAUUAUUUUUACCCCAAUGUUUGGGUGAAGGGAUGAAGAAAAAUGAAAGAAAAUCAAGGCCAAAAUUAAAGGAUUUACGUGUCCAUGCUGGCUGAGUAUCCAUGUGCCUGGGUGGGUAGAAAAGGCCUUUUCUAGAGGAAUUUCCACUCCACUGUCUCCAAAAUCUUGUGGUUUUGCUCCAGUCCAUCACUAUUUGGCUGUGAAAAAUGCAUAUGUGCCAGAGAGAAUUAAAUCAUGGAAUGAUUUCGUUUGGAAAAGACCUCCAAGACCAUCCAGUAUUCCUUGAUGCCACCCGAAGAAAUGAUUGGAUGCAAAAGGUGAGAUAUUUUUGGGGUCAAAAGUAAAAAAAUGUGCUGUCCCCUAUGAAAUUCUGAUGUCGGUUUGCAUCCCAAUGCAUCUUUCUCUGGCUGUGUCCAAGUGUCCAAGGGGAGCCAGGAAGAUGUGGAGAUCACCAGCCACGUGUCUUUCUAACAUGGAUCACCAGGACCAUGGAUCACCAAGUCUCUGCCCAACGAGGGUCACUGUGGACCAUCCAAUGGGGGUCCUCCAGUGAGGGAUGGAGUUGGAGCAGCGCUCAAAGCUCUUCCCGCACACGGGGCACUUGUAGGGCUUCCCUUACUGCUGUCUCCCUUGGUGUUGGGUCAUGGCAGCGUUCUGGGAGAAGCUCUUCCCACACUUGGGACUCUGUUAGGGCCUCUCCCCAGUGUGGAUCCGCUGGUGGGUGACGAGGGUGGAGUUCU